This is a messenger RNA of Nerophis lumbriciformis (worm pipefish), 2202 nucleotides long. The record is from RefSeq and is a predicted model, not a curated record. NCBI's taxonomy places the organism in Eukaryota, Metazoa, Chordata, Actinopteri, Syngnathiformes, Syngnathidae.
AUGCAGGUCGAUCCGUCCACCGCGCGCUACCAAACCGAGGUCGAUGGAGAACGCUACUACUUUUGCGCGGCUAGCUGCUUGGCCAAGUUCGAGGCCGAUCCAAGGCACUACACCGAGCCCGUCGAGAAACCGCCCCGCCGAUCCCGUAGACCCGCCGCGAUGUACAUCUGCCCGAUGGAUCCCGAGGUGCGCCAGCAAGGCCCGGGCAGCUGCCCUAAGUGCGGCAUGGCGCUCGAGCCCGAGACCCCGCGCCUGGCCACCCGCACCGAGUACACCUGUCCGAUGCAUCCCGAGGUGGUGCGAGACGAGCCCGGCUCGUGUCCAAUCUGCGGGAUGGCGCUCGAGCCGCAGACUGUGACGGGUAAGCCGGUCUCGCGGCUGCUAGCACCGCGCUGGCGAGUGUUGAUCGAGCUGUUGCUGGCAACGCCGGUUUGCCUAUGGGCGGCCUGGCCGUUCUACGUUCGUGCGGUGGCCUCGAUCAAGAAUCGCAGUCUCAACAUGUUUACCCUGAUUGGUCUAGGGGUCAGCGUCGCCUACGGCUAUAGCCUGGUGGCAGCGCUGGUGCCGCAGAUUUUUUCCGGCGUCGUUCCGCGGUGCUCGAACUACGAGCCCGCAGCCAGGACCGGCGCGGCUAUCAGAGCGCUGCUCGGGCUGGCCGCCAAGACCGCGCGGCGCCUGUUAGCUGAUGGUGGCGAGGAAGAUGUGCCGCUCGACUUAGUAAGGGUUGGUGACAAGCUCAGGGUGCGGCCGGGUGAAAAAGUUCCGGUCGACGGUGAGGUUCUCGAAGGCUUGAGCACGGUCGACGAAUCGAUGGUCACCGGCGAGCCGAUGUCGGUACAGAAGUCCACCGGUGAUUCGCUGAUCGGCGCCACCGUCAACGGCACUGGCGCACUAGUGAUGCGGGCUGCGCGAGUGGGCUCUGAGACCUUGCUGUCGCGCAUAGUCUCCAUGGUGGCCGAGGCGCAGCGCAGCCGGGCGCCGAUCCAGAAGCUGGCCGACCGGGUGUCAGGCUGGUUCGUGCCGAUCGUAAUCGGGGUGGCGAUCCUCACGUUCGGAGCCUGGGCACUGGUGGGCCCGCCUCCGCGCAUGGCCUUCGCGCUGGUCAAUGCGGUCGCUGUCUUGAUCAUCGCCUGCCCGUGUGCACUGGGGUUGGCGACUCCGAUGUCGAUUAUGGUGGCUACCGCCAAGGCCGCUGGUCUCGGGGUGCUGUUCAAGAACGCCGAGGCCAUCGAGCAGCUGCGCCAGGUCGAUACCCUGGUCGUAGACAAGACUGGCACCUUGACCGAAGGGCGGCCGAGCCUGGUAACCGUCGAGCCGAUCACCGGCCUAGAGGAGAACCGGCUGGUUGAGCUAGCCGCCUCUUUGGAGCGCAGUAGUGAGCACCCUUUGGCCGAGGCCAUAGUGCGCGGUGCAGAAGUGCGCGAGGUCCAGAUCGGCAAAGCGUCGGACUUCGUGUCGAUCACUGGCAAGGGGGUUCGCGGCACUGUUGACGGAGUAGCGAUAGCCAUCGGCAAUCGUGCCUUGAUGGACGAUCUAAAGAUCGAUCUCGACAACCUGCCACCGCGCGCCGAAGCUCUGCGGUCCGAGGGUCAGACGGUGGUGUUCGUGGCCGCUGAUGGCGCUAGUGCCGGGCUCCUUGGAGUGGCCGAUCCCAUCAAGGAGAGCACCCCCGAGGCGAUUCGCGCGCUUCAUGCCGAGGGUUUGCGAAUCGUCAUGCUGACUGGCGACAACCGCACCACUGCAGAGACCGUUGCCAGGCAGUUGAGUAUUGACGAAGUAGUCGCCGAGGUUUUACCCGAGCAGAAGGCUGAGGCUGUCGAGCGUUUCCAGCGCCAGGGCCUGACCGUCGCGAUGGCCGGCGACGGUAUCAACGACGCCCCGGCCCUGGCCUCGGCUACGGUUGGCGUCGCUAUGGGCACCGGCACCGACGUGGCGAUGGAGAGCGCUGGUAUCACCCUGGUCAAGGGCGACCUGCGCGGCAUCGUCAGGGCUCGCAGGCUGAGCCGGGCGACUAUGGCCAAUAUCCGCCAGAACCUGUUCUUUGCCUUCUUCUACAACGCGCUAGGUGUACCUAUCGCCGCCGGCGUGCUCUAUCCGAUUUUCGGAUUGCUACUUAGUCCGAUGAUCGCCGCUGCGGCGAUGAGCUUCAGCUCGGUGUCGGUGAUCGGCAACGCGCUGCGGCUGCGGGGAGUACAAGUCUAG